UUAUAAGAACCCGUCACACUGACAAACGGGGCUCCUUAUUCUCUCGAGGUAGGGAGACACACGUUCUUUUUCCAUCGCAAUGAUCAGGGACAGGCUGGCAGGAGGACUUCAUUUUUGAAUCUUCCGAUUUAAUUGGGUAAGACUAAAAGGAUAUUAUAAUAAGGUAACUCAUAGAACCGCUAUUGACAUUGCGUGGAUAAGGGAAAAGAGCUAGUCAGCUGUUCGGGUAUUCUUAUGUCCAAAUGAUCUUAUUAUUAGUUGGCAUUACGGCUCCGUAGGACUUGAUCACUCCUUAAAGCUCACUCAAAAGGGAGAGCCCGGACACCCUGCGGAGGAAACUCAUUUUGGCCGCUCGUAUCCGGGAUCUUGUUCUUUCGGUCACGACCCACAGCUCGUGACCAUAGGUGAGGGUAGGAACGUAGAUCGAGAGCUUUACCUUUCGGCUUAGCUCCUUCUUUACCACGCCGGAUCGUGGACCAGAAUUUCCUCAAAGCCGUCCGGAAGUCUUUUUCCAUGGCCUCACCGAACUCCGACCACAAAGUCGAUCAUCGAACUGCAACCUAGGGUGUCCUGGUGCCAAGUGCAUGUGUGGAGACCCUUAUGCUUGAACAUGAUGUUCGUGAUGGACAAUCCAUGGUGAGCACAGAAGUCCAAUAACAGAACACCGCUCGGGUUCUGAUCGGCGGGGGGGGCGUUCCUCCCAAUCACGCCCUUCCAGGUCUCACUGUCAUUGCCCACGUGAGCAUUGAAGUCCCCCUGUUGGGGCACAAUCCUUUCGGGCUGUGCCCCAUGGGUGCAGGCGAGAGAAUUCAAGAUCAACAAAUACAUGGUUCGCAAGUGGAAGAAGCAGGAAAACGAGCUUCGCCAAGUCAAGAAGACGAAGUUGAGUUUCCGCGGAAACACUGCGAGGUGGCCCGAGUUGGAAGACCAACUCGAGCAAUGGAUUAAUGAGCAAAGCCGGGAGAAGCGUCUCUCCAGUCACCAUUCGACUGAGCGCAAUAACUUGGACCUUGCCAUCAUUCCGGGAGGCUUGACGAAGGAACUCCAACCGCCGGACAUGCGUGUAAACAGGGCGUUCAAAGUGAAUUUGCGAGCGCCGUCGGAGCGAUGGAUGACAGAUGGCCAACACAGCUUUACUAAGACUAGGAGGCAGCGAGUUACGCCGCAAUUUGUGAAUGGAUUGUGGAUGCUUGGGCUAAAGUGUCUGCUUGCACUGUUGUUCGAGCUUUCGUAAAAGCCGGCAUCAUUUCUGAGGAGCCGCACGGCAACGACAAUGACGAGAGGGAACCUGGCGUGUUUGAUGGAGAACUUGCCCAGCUGUUCAUUUCGGAUGCAGAAGAUGAGGACUUUGAUGGAUUUGUGGAUGAGGAUUGAUCAAAAAUAUAACGGCAUUUUUUUCUCCCUAAUUCACGACUAGAAGAAACUGGGGAAAAUGUACCUGGCGUGGCUAAAUCUCGACCCAUCCUCACAACAUCUGGCCCAACUUACCCGUAACACAGUGGAUCCAGGAGUGAAACCACAACAGAGUGCAACUUCUUACGAAAAUGGACCGACACCAAAAUGGGAAAGCACACAAGUUUCUCAUCAGACAGCCGGAGGGAAGCAUGUUGGCUACCAGAGGACAUUUGUUAAUAUUCAUAAGCCUUCUUGCAAUGUGCAAGGAGGACAGCCUUUCCAUGGAGAUGGAUGUCAAAAUACUGUUAAUAAUUCAUCAAUUAAAAGCGGGUCUGACCUUAUGUUAAAAACGAUGUGUUAUCAGGAUGAGAAGAGACAAUUUACAUUGGAAUACAGACCAACACCACCUACAUCCAAUAGUAACAUGUCUUCUCCUGCUCUUCAACAUAGCAGGAAUGAGGGCUUGCAUGAAGCGUAUAACAAAGUUUCAUCGAGACCUAAAUUAGUCACCUUUCCAACAGCGACCACACUUCAAGUGAUACAGGAGGUUUCAAAGAGAGGAGCUCAAUCCUCUUCUGCGCACAACACAGGCAUUUCAGUCGACAAAACUAAAUACACAUUGUAUCCUUCUGCCCAUACUGGAAAUGUUUUCUUCAAUCUCAAAAAUGUUGUUGUAAGACCCCCAUCUACUGGACAAAGUUUGCAGGUUUCCAGCUUGAAUCAGCCAACAAAGCAAUUUUCAUCCACAGUAUUUGAUGGCAGUCAAACAAAUUCCUCCCCAGCAGCAGAGAUGAGGCAUAAUAUAAUUGGGACACCUCUACUGGGAUCCAGUUAUCAACAAACCGCAACACGACAGCGUGAACGACUGGUUACCGCUGACUCAAAAGUUGCACGUUUGACAAAAUCACUUCCACUCCUAUCGCGCUUGAUACUGGCCCCUGGAUCAGUGACCGAUAGCACACAGCCGUUAUCGACUAAUAAUCUAAAUGACAACUCCAGUUCUGCAAGAGUUGUCGCUGUUGUGCAACCAUUGUCGCCACAUUGCAAUACGAUGACCUGUGCAAGCAAAAGUCCCGCAACACACAACUUUAAUGUACCCACUGUGGACACACAGAACAAGAUGACAACUGAGGAUUGUAGGAAUCCCCUCGAAAGACAAAUUCAGCUGUCCAACAAAUCUCUGAGUAUGCACAUGUCAGCUACCGGACAUGCAGAUGACCUUCUAUGUGAAGAAGUGAGUGUGCAUACAUCAGCUACCAAACAAUCAGAUGACACGCUGAGUAAAGGCCAUUGUAUUGGAGCAUGUGCGCCACAGCGUGUCAACGUUGAAGCUCCAGAAAAAGACAAGUGGGCGAGUAACAAAGAUGAGAUGCCACUAAAUGCGAAGGCCAGCAUUUUUCAACUGUCCGCUCUCCCAACCACAAAGUGGACCUUGAAAGAAUUGGCUUUGUUGGGUGAAGGAUUGGAGAUGCACAAUGCACCUAAAAAUGAUGAUUUACGAAAACAACUAUUGGUCAUGUUUUGGGGUGGGAGUGUUAAAAAUUUGGUUAGUAUUCUUAAGGCAAAGUCCUAUUCGGUCUUGCUUAAUUGUGCUCAUUCAUUUUGUGCCCAUUAUGGGAGAGAAGACGCUGUUGUGCUGUCACAGGUGGACUCCUCGUUUGCCGAUCAACUCCAGUACUUUCAUGUUCUUAAAGAUGGAGAGGUUUACACAGAACCGCCCUACACGUCGUCAUGGUUGAAUAAAAAUGAACAGCUGGAUGAUAUCGACAAAGAAUUCGGCCCGAAUAUUUCCAGAAAUGUGAGUGACAACCAGCCCGGUCCAGUUAAAAGAGUCACCGACAUUCCAACACCAACUCUUCCUAAGGCUCCCAGACUUGACCUUGAAACAGUCGACAAAGAAUGUAAUGACUCUCUCUACUUAUUCAAGAUUGAAGUUUUGCCACCAGAAGAGGCAAAAGCUAUCUUUGAGCAAGGCCAUGUAAUGAUGUCACAAACUAAACCAAGUAUUAGUCAACCAGAGGAAGUCACGAAUACUUUGGAUGCAGUGGUAGAUGAGCCUGUCCAAGAGCUACAUGUUACAAGCGGCUCCAAAGUAGAUGGUCCCAUCCAACAUUUCUGCUGCAUUGCAAAGUGGAAAGAAAGCAUGUUUGGUUCCAAAACUCUGUUGAAGGAUAAAUGCCAGUGCAACGAAGAGCGAUGCAAACCUACUAAGAAGCAAGAACAAAUGAACUGUCAACAGUUUACAAUGGAACCUGAUCUUCAAUCUCAUUCGCUGGACAAAGACAUGGAAUCGGACAGUGAGGAGAAAAGGACCGCCAGCCUUCCAACAAUAAAUUGGCUUGAAAUAUGCAACGAAAUCAGUGGGACCUUUGAAUUAAAUGACGACGAAGAAACAAAUGAUCUGCAUGAGCAACAGCCAAGAGAGAGCCAGCCCACAAUUGUAAGUGUAAACAAAGAAAACGUCUCCAACUGUGAGAAUAUUACCAACCGCAUUCCUGACAUUGAAGAGGGUUGCAACAAAGCUCAGCUGAAAUCUGCAGAAAGUUGCCAGUCAACUGAUAGCAGCAGCAGGAGUUCUGAUCGUUGGACCGAAAAUCAAAUUGAGACUCCUAUAUCACCCAUCGAUGAACAUGGUGGACAAGCUCCAAUGGCAUCAAAGUCACCAUUGGAUACUGAACAAAUACAAUGCAGUGCAAAGCCUGGAGAUCAGACGGAUGUCCGUAAACCUAAAGCACAUGAGACUGAUGGAAGGAAACGGAAGAGACGUAACAAUGCUAACAGUGUUUUUCCUUACCUGAAGAAGUUGAUGAACAAAAACAUGGAUUCACAUGAAGUCGAAGAUGUUUCAAAAACUAAGAUUGUUGUUGGCUCCGAUAGGGAAACUUUGGCAGACAAGAGAACUGUCCAGCUGAAGCUGUUUGGCUCACUACCACAGGAAAAGUGUAUUUUAGUUCAUCGACACAAUGAAUCAACAACACCGCCGAACGUUGUUUACGCAAGGGUUGACGAGCAAAAACUGGAUAAAAGUGGCUUAAACUCAUUUGGUUCAGCUACAAAAAGGACUUUAUCUCAAACUAAAAAAAAGCUUGGAGCCAAAAUGAAAGCAAUUAGAGACCGACAAAAGAAAUUUGGCUCCCAAAAUUACAAGCCUGUUGUUGACCAACAAAGAAAGUCUUUUAAACAUGACCGAAGAACGAAGGAAACUGGAACCCAGGCAGUUUUGCCCAUCCAGGAGAAUGUCUUGAAGUUCAGUGUUUUGCCCAACAGCUUCAGCUUUGAAGAUGAAUCAGCGGGUGAGAGAGAGCGCACCGAAAAUUCUUCAGAUGAACCUCUCUCAGAAUCUGGAAAGAAAAGCCCUAAUAAAAAGAGCAGAGUGGAUGUGUGGAGUCAUUUUCCCGUAAAGGAGUCGUCUUCUGUACACCCUGUUCCUGGGUCCAAAAGCGCUGACGUCUUCGCAGAGUAUCAGAAGAAAUACACAGAGAAGUCACAGCCAUCAGUUACUCCGUAGAGAGAGGCACAUUUCAAUGAUUCGUGUGCGAUUCUUUUUGUUUCUGCUUUUCUAUCACUAUUUAACACUACACUGUACAAGAGGUCUUAAGUUUUAUGCACGUUACCUCUAGGCAUGCUCCCUAAUGCCUUAUGUAAACAUUUGUAUAUAGUAUAUAUUUUAUAUUUUGCCAUGUUAAUAUUUUUGUUUACAUUUCUCCUGUAUUUUACCUGAAUUAAAUGUGAUAGUUUCAAUGUUUAAUGCAAUAAAAACAAUCAGUUA
This is a messenger RNA of Phycodurus eques (leafy seadragon), 5164 nucleotides long. RefSeq lists its product as uncharacterized. NCBI's taxonomy places the organism in Eukaryota, Metazoa, Chordata, Actinopteri, Syngnathiformes, Syngnathidae. Bases 1433 to 4903 code for a protein of 1156 amino acids. The record is from RefSeq and is a predicted model, not a curated record. The transcript is spliced from 5 exons.